UUAACAUUAUCCAUGUUGUCCGCUUAUUUGGUUAAGAAAUAAAAUUCCUCGUUUUUUAGCAAUUUGUAAGGAAAUUUGGAGUUUUUAAAGUUACUAUAAUGGGAGUUCCAGCAUUUUUUAGAUGGUUAAGUAAGAAAUAUGCAUGUGUCAUCGUUGAUUGUGUAGAAAACAAGAAUUUGGAUCCAAACACCGGACAAACAAUAUACGAAGACGCUACACUACCAAACCCUAAUGGAAUUGAAUUUGAUAAUCUUUAUUUGGAUAUGAAUGGUAUUAUACAUCCAUGCACACAUCCUGAAGAUAAGCCAGCUCCGAAAAAUGAAGAUGAAAUGAUGGUAGCGAUAUUUGAAUGCAUUGACAGAUUGUUUGGUAUUGUUCGCCCUCGAAAAUUAUUAUAUAUGGCAAUUGACGGUGUAGCGCCAAGAGCGAAAAUGAAUCAACAGAGGUCUCGGCGCUUCAGAGCUGCUAAGGAAACAAAUGAAAAACGAAUGGAAAUACAAAAAAUUAGAGACGAACUUUUAGUCAAGGGAUAUAUACUCCCACCUGAAAAAACUGACGAGGAACACUUCGAUUCCAAUUGUAUAACACCAGGUACACCGUUUAUGGACAGAUUAAGUAAGUGUUUACAUUAUUAUAUACACGACCGUAUGAACACAAACCCAGCUUGGAAAGGAAUAAAAGUAGUGUUGUCAGAUGCGAAUGUCCCUGGGGAAGGUGAACACAAAAUAAUGGACUAUAUUCGAAAACAAAGGGCUCAACCAGAUCACGAUGCCAAUACUCAACAUGUACUUUGUGGUGCAGAUGCAGAUUUAAUUAUGUUAGGACUUGCUACUCAUGAACCGAAUUUCACAAUCAUACGAGAAGAGUUUCUACCAAAUAAACCUCGCCCAUGUGAUAUAUGUAAACAAUAUGGACAUGAAAUGCAGAAAUGUGUAGGAYUAGGAAAUGCAAGUGGAUCGAAAGAUGAAAGCUUUAAACCGGACGUUCCCAUAAACGCUGAAGUUAGAUUUAUUUUCGUAAGAUUGAGUGUUCUUCGAGAAUACCUCAAAAAGACAUUAGAAAUGCCUAAUUUACCAUUUAAAUAUGAUUUUGAGCGUGCUUUGGAUGACUGGGUUUUUAUGUGCUUCUUUGUUGGAAAUGACUUUUUACCACAUUUACCAAGUCUUGAAAUUAGAGAAGGCGCAGUGGAUCGAUUGGUGGAAUUAUAUAAAAAAUGUGUAUAUAAGACAGGUGGCUAUUUAACGAAUUCAGGAGAAGUCAAUCUGCAACGUGUUCAAAUGAUUCUAACAGAUUUGGGUAAUGUUGAAGAUAAUAUAUUUAAAGAGAGGCAACGCCGAGAGCUGGUAUUUAGGGCAAGACAGAAGCGCCAGCGAGAAAACGAAUAUAAAGCUGAAAGUCUUGGUGUAUCCUCAUUUUUCCAACCAACAGCGGUAAAUCGAGGAGCAUCGAAUUCAAAACAAGCAUUUAACUAUAAAGAAGAAGCUGUAAAAUUGAGAACUCAAAAUAAUAAAGGUGUUAAAAGAACUGCUGCAGAAGCAGGUCUUGAUAACGAUUCUGACGAAAAUGACAAUGACGAGGUAAGAUUACACGAAGCUGGUUUCAAAAAUCGGUAUUACGAAUCGAAGUUUGAUGUUGGAACUAAUAAUCAAGGCUUUCGGUAUUCAGUUGCUUUGCAAUAUGUGCGUGGACUUUGCUGGGUUCUAAAAUAUUAUUAUCAAGGUUGUGCUUCAUGGGAUUGGUAUUUUCCAUACCAUUACGCACCAUUUGCAUCCGAUUUUGUGAACAUUACUGGCUUAUCUACAAGUUUUGACAAAGGCACAAAACCGUUUAAUCCAUUAGAACAGUUGAUGGGUGUAUUUCCCGCUGCCAGCUCUUCUCAUGUUCCAAAACCAUGGGCAACAUUAAUGUCUGAUCCAGAUUCACCAAUUAUCGAUUUUUACCCAGAGGACUUUAAAAUUGAUUUAAAUGGUAAAAAGUUUGCUUGGCAAGGAGUAGCUUUACUGCCUUUUGUUGACGAACGGAGGCUUUUUAAAGCGCUUGAGCCUUUUUAUAAAAAACUAACAGAGGAGGAAGUCCGGCGAAAUAAGAGGGGCGACAAUCGUUUAUAUAUUGGACAAUUGCAUCAUAAAUUUGAAUGGUUGAAACAUCAAUUGAAAUCACUUAAUUCUAUGGACAACGAAAUUAAGGUUGUUUUGGAUGGAAUGGCUGGAAGUAUUUUAAAAGCAGAAGAUAACAUAAAAAUCUCAGGCACAUUAAAAUCGCCAAUAAAUGGUUUACCUAAUAUAAUGUCGAACGAAAUUAUAACCUUUCGUUUUCGGGAUCCAGAAUAUGACAGUGAUUUUAUUUUUCCUGCCAUACGUCUUACUAAUGCAAUAGACCCACCAAAUGUCUUAAACUCUAGAUCAGAAGGUCAGUCUGGUCACAAUAGACCAGUUAUUGGUUUCAAUAGGAACCUCCCAACUGGACAUUUAAGUGCUGGUGGACACAGAAUGGUUCAGGCCAGUUUGGGAAGGAACUCUUAUAACAUGGGUGGAAACAAUCGGGGACAUUAUCCGCGAGGACCAAAUCCUCAACAGAAUUUUCAAUCUAGAUCUGGUUACAACAAUUUUCAAAACAAUCAUGGAAACAACUUCUCUGGUGGCAAUAAUUACAGAAACCACCAACAAAAUCCACAUAGAGGUGGUCACCAAAACAAUAGAUUUCAGAGGUAUAAUCCAUAUGGACAGCCCAACAAUAGAUUUUAAGCAUUUUAGAAAUAAUCGUAUACCUUAAUUUUGAAGAAAGAUUUAUAGACGGUAAUUGAUUUAUAUAUAUAUGUAUAUAUGAUAUAAUGUACAAAUAAAAAAAAUAAAAUAUGGC
Molecule: messenger RNA, 2859 nt
Organism: Bactrocera latifrons
Lineage: Eukaryota; Metazoa; Arthropoda; Insecta; Diptera; Tephritidae
Gene: Rat1
Product: 5'-3' exoribonuclease 2 homolog
Exons: 1
Coding region: 99-2744 (881 amino acids)
Biological process (GO): nuclear-transcribed mRNA catabolic process
Cellular component (GO): nucleus
Molecular function (GO): 5'-3' RNA exonuclease activity; RNA binding
Source: RefSeq, a predicted model, not a curated record